UGGAGCUCAGAUGCUCCCCUCAGCGUUUUGCUCUGAAGCAAAACAAAUUGGCCGGCAGAUCAGCUCUUCUUUUUUGCUCUGCAAGCAUGAGGCGUCACCGUUUGAGGUAGAAGGGCUGAGAGGAGCAACUGGCAGCCAUGGCUUUGAGCAUCAUACGUGGAAUGGAAGACCUGGUGGCAUCGAGCAGCCAGCUCGUCUGGAGUCUGGCUCAUCAGACGCUGAGGAGGUUGUACAAUCGUGGGCUGAUGCCGUGUCGACGCUUCCUGGAAUCCUGGUUCAGGAUAGGAAAAUGCUACCAGAUGACAGAAGGUCGUCUGUCCCAGGUUCUCCUCCUUGAUGGCAGGAAGCUGGAGCUGCUGGUUCAGCCGAAGCUUUUGUCCCGUGAUCUGCUCGAUUUGGUGGCCUCACAUUUUAACCUGAAGGAGAAAGACUACUUUGGAUUGUGCUUCACAGAUAACAAUGGCCAGAAUAACUGGCUGCAGCUGGAUCGUAAAGUCCUCGAUCAUGACUUCUCCAAGACAUCAGGGCCGUUGGAACUCAAGUUCCUUGUGAGGUUUUAUGUUGAGAAGAUCACCCUUUUGAAAGAAAAUACGACAGUGGAGCUCUUCUUCUUAAAUGCUAAAUCUUUAGUGUUUAAUGAAACUAUCGAGGUGGAGAGCGAAAAUGUUUUCAAGUUAGCCGCUUUCGCAUUGCAGGAGGCCAAAGGAGAUUAUACCAGUGCUGAGGCUGCCCGAUCAGACCUGAAGUUGCUUCCAGUACUGCCCACCAGAGUGCUAAAGGAGCAUCCAUCUCUCAGUUACUGUGAGGACAAAGUGAUUGAACAUUACAAGAAACUGAGCGGACUGACCAGAGGACAAGCUAUUGUGCAGUAUCUGGCCCUGGUGAAAUCCCUGCCCACAUAUGGAGUACAUUAUUACUCUGUGAAGGACAAGCAAGGAAUACCGUGGUGGCUGGGAGUCAGCUAUAAAGGCAUCGGCCAGUACGAUUUGCAAGAUAAGCUGAAACCUAGAAAGUUGUUUCAGUGGAAGCAGUUGGAGAAUUUGUACUUUCGUGAGAAGAAAUUUGCAGUAGAAGUGAACGACCCACACAGGAGAACGGUGACCAAGCGAACGUUUGGACAGGCCGGUUUGGUUAUUCACUCAUGGUAUGCCAGCCACUCUCUGAUUAAAACUAUCUGGGCAAUGGCCAUAAGUCAACACCAGUUCUACCUGGACAUGAAGCAAAGCAAAUCAAACAUGAGCAAGACCAGGAGCUCAGGAGACAUCGCUGUGGACCUCACAGAAAUCAAUGCCCAACGGAUCAAUAAACUCUCAAAUAUUGAGAGCAAAGAUCCAAUAAUAAUGGCCAGUAAUGGAAGCCUCAUCUCCACAGGUUCUGCUGAUUCUGAAGUAAUUGAGGAACAGAGGAAAGAAAAGAUUGCUGAACUAAAACAGAAGGAAAAGGACCUUCAGAGCAAACUGGAGCAGAAACUCGAAGAGCUGAAGACUAUCUGCAUGAGGGAAGCUGAGCUGACAGGCGAACUGCCUAAAGAGUAUCCUCUGGCUGCAGGGGAGAAAGCUCCUCCUGUCCGACGUCGUGUUGGGACAGCGUUCAAGCUGGAUGAUCUCUUUCCUUAUGAUGAGGACCCACAUCUUAGAAAUCUGGAGAGCAGGUUCGCCUUGCAGGUGAAGAUUGUAGAAGCAGCCUUGAAGCUAGUCAGCGAGUCUGACCUUAAAAGAACAGUGAAGAAGAAGAGGAAAACCAACUACCUGGAUGCUAUGGGGAAACUGGAGCAGAUAGAGAAAGAGAUAAAUGAUUAUAGAAUCACAAAAGGCAGAAAACCCUCUCAGAGAGCCUCGCUGAUCUUAGCAGAUGAUGCCCACAUCUCAGACCUCAGCUCUCUCUCUGACAGUCUUACACUGGAUGAUGAUGAUGAACUUGGUUCUCAGAGGCAGCGGUCACGAUCAGUCCAGUAUUCCCCACGACCACACCACGCAGAGACUCUGGACAUUUACUGCAACAAAGACAGACGAGCCUCUGCCAACGACCAGCUUUCAGACACCAGAUUCAUUUCUGACCAAAUCCAGGAGUCGUUCCACUGCAGUUACACUGAGACCUUAUCAGCCUACAACAGCCCACUGAAACCGGCUUCCAGACAGCCACGUGACGCCCGCAGCAUGCCCCCCACUCCCCUCCUCACCCGCAACGCCUACAGCAGCACACAGCUCAGAUCAGAGGACUCUCCACAACAUUACCGUCAGCGGAGCGGGAGCCUGGAGUCCCAGUCUCAGCUCCCGAUAGAAACCAGAGAGCCCCCACCGACGUUCGUGGUGUCCCCCGCCCGACGCAGCAACAGCACCGAUGUCCUUGACGACGGCUCCUCCUACACGAGCCAGUCCAGCGUGGAGUACAGCGCUCCGGGCAACCACACCCACCGGCACAGAACCCGUGGCCGCCACAGGAGAGACAUGUACGCCAACACGGGCAGCAUGCCCAACCUGGCUCAGUCGGACACCCGCUGCUACGCCUACCAGCCUCAGGCGCGGCCCACCACCACAGCCUAUUACAUCACAGGCUAUCCUAACUACGUGGAGCCGGAGCCACACCCCAGCAGAGCCUAUGUGUAUGAAAGUGAGAUGGAAGGACACUACAACGUCAACCCUUCCUACAACCACACACAUGCAGCUUACCACAGCCACGACAUGCACGCCCAGUACGGCUCUGACCAGAUGGACGGUUUUUCAUACAACCCAUACGCCACYCUGCGACCUCCCAGGAACCAUCCGCUGCCUCGUGGCAAGGACACGGACAGCAAGAAUUUCCAGAGAGCCCUGGCAAAUAAACACCUGUUGGACUGGUACGAGCGGAACACCACGCACAGACAGUACGACUYCGACGGGGGCUCCCAGCUCAUGUCUGCACAUUAUCCCCACAGCAGCAGGACCGUUUCCUACACAUCAGGGUCAGUGGCCCCGUCCAGCAGAACCUGGCAUUCUGCCACCAGUGGUCGUGGUACGUCAGAUUAUGGCAUGCCCGUGCACGAGCCACACUCCUACUCCUACAGUGCAGUCCCCUACAGCCUCUCCACCUACAGCAGAUCCUACGUAGACGUAAAGCACAUCAGCAACCAAAUGCACAGCAGUGUGGAUCCAGAGGAGCACAUUUGCUGGCACGAAGGCUCCAAACCAGGAACUAUUGUUUAGUCGCUGCAUUGUGGGAAUUUUUCACUCGGACAAGCUCUCAUUGUGCCUUAAACUGCACUUACCUGUUUUUGUAUAAAGAAGCUGGAAAGAAUGAUGGAACUUGUUUUUGGAAUUCAGCGUGUAAACAAAUGAAGUGCUCUUGUUUUCAGUUCCCUCGACCGCGGUUCUCCAAACCGAUGGAACUCCUGGAUUUUUAGUGCGUUUUGUGGAGCCGCCCCCCGUGCACCGAAACCAAACCGAGCCCCGCGGUGGACUGUGGCACGGCUGAGAGAAUCCAAACCAAACUGUGACAGUGUUCUUGAGAUGAGACUGAGAGAGAGUCUCUGGGAUGGGAAACGGAGCGUCAGUGAACAACACAGUGUUUUCUGAACACUGCAACCAUGAAGGAUUAAUAGAAACAUAAACAUGAAGGAUUGAGCUGAGUACAAAAUGAUUUUCUUUGAACAUUCUGCAGUAACUACAUCCAGUUUUUCACAUUUGUUGCUUUUUCCUUUUACUAAGUAUUCCGUCUGUCAGUACACACAAGAAUCGAGCCAAAUACUUAUUUGUUGCACCAUCUGAGUAUUACCACACGUCACCAGUCUGAUGUUACUGCCACUGCUGUUCUGUGUUUGUUAGAACCCAGUUAUUUGAUCCAUGCUGGAAAUCAUGGGCUGGUGCUCGUCGUUUCUCUACAGAWUGAACCCGUUCCUAAGUGUUGCUGUUGUAAAUACACUGGUUCUGUUCCCUUUUUGUAGAGCAUUUUUUUAUGUUUUUAAAAAAAACAUGUAAUAUAUAGUGAUCAAUAAUUGUUAAGCUGGUUCUUAGUAAUUUGUAUAAUUGCAUUUGUUUGGAUUAAAAAAACAUUUGAAUCAGU
Molecule: messenger RNA, 4038 nt
Organism: Austrofundulus limnaeus
Lineage: Eukaryota; Metazoa; Chordata; Actinopteri; Cyprinodontiformes; Rivulidae
Gene: frmd4ba
Product: FERM domain containing 4Ba
Exons: 23
Coding region: 138-3182 (1014 amino acids)
Biological process (GO): establishment of epithelial cell polarity
Cellular component (GO): adherens junction; bicellular tight junction; cytoskeleton
Molecular function (GO): cytoskeletal protein binding
Source: RefSeq, a predicted model, not a curated record